Messenger RNA from Nipponia nippon (crested ibis), 201 nucleotides. The record is from RefSeq and is a predicted model, not a curated record. NCBI's taxonomy places the organism in Eukaryota, Metazoa, Chordata, Aves, Pelecaniformes, Threskiornithidae.
AUGACGCAGGCCUGUCACCGAAAGUGCGUCCCCCCGCACUACAAGGACGCGGAGCUGUCGAAGGGGGAGAGCGUCUGCCUGGACCGCUGCGUGGCCAAGUACCUGGAGGUCCACGAGAGGAUGGGGAAGAAGCUGACGGAGCUGUCGCUGCAGGACGAGGAGCUCCUCAAGCGCAUGCAGCAGGGCACCGGCACCGCCUGA